This is a messenger RNA of Centruroides sculpturatus (bark scorpion), 1230 nucleotides long. Its product is annotated as membrane-bound transcription factor site-2 protease-like. Gene Ontology annotation, cellular component: membrane; cytoplasm. The transcript has 6 exons. Lineage: Eukaryota; Metazoa; Arthropoda; Arachnida; Scorpiones; Buthidae. Gene Ontology annotation, molecular function: metalloendopeptidase activity. The record is from RefSeq and is a predicted model, not a curated record. Bases 174 to 1160 code for a protein of 328 amino acids. Gene Ontology annotation, biological process: regulation of response to endoplasmic reticulum stress; membrane protein intracellular domain proteolysis.
AAGAUGGCAGACGAGGCGGUGUUUGAGUACUGUUUAAAAUUGUCUGCAUUCAUUUAUUCCUGAAUUCGUCAUAUAUUUUAUUUCUUUCGUAACAACUCUCUUACUUAGAAUUUCAAAUGUAAAUGUUGUUUAGGCUUGCAAAUAUAAACAGUUGCUUUUUAUUGUGAUUUAAAAUGUUUAUAACAAUUUUGAUCGUCGUUGCAGUCAUUUGGAUCGUCAUAGGAUUUUUUGAUCUUGUAUUUAAGUCAUGCAUGUUACAUCCAUAUUUGGUACUAUUAGAAAAAAGUAAUCUCACGUUCAAACCAUGCCAAUUACAAUGGUAUACAAGUCGUUGGAACAGAUUAUUUAAAAAGUUGAGUAAUUAUAAAGCUCGAUGGCUUCGGAAGUGGUUCAGCUUUGGAUCUCUUGUUACAAGUAUUUUAAUCAUACCAUCAUUAUUUCUAUUAGCAUAUACUGCUAAGAAUAUGUAUGACUCCUUAAGCUAUGAUAUUAAAACAGAACAAAUUUUGCAACCAGUAUUUCCAGGAGUGAAUUUACCAUUAUCUCAUGUAAUAUAUUAUUUUGUUACAUUAUUAAUGUGUAGUAUUUUUCAUGAAUUAGGACAUGCACUUGCUGCUGCAAGAGAAAAUGUCAAGAUUCAUGGUUCUGGUUUGUUUAUUUUUGGAAUAUUUCCUGGUGCAUUUGUUGAUUUAUCAACUGAAAGUAUGACAUUGUUAACACCAUGGCAACAAUUGAGGAUAUAUUGUGCAGGUGUUUGGCAUAAUAUUGUGUUGGUUUUAUGUGCAUCAUUUUUAUUAUAUGUUAAUGCAUUUCUGCUGUUUCCAUUUUACCAAUAUGGUUCCGGAGUAACUGUCACAUAUAUUGCUGAGAAUUCAGGAGUAGAUGGCCCUGCAGGGUUGGAGACUGGUGAUGUUAUUACAGCCAUUGUAUCUUGUUCCAUUCAAACAGAAGAACAUUGGAAAAAAUGCUUACAGGAUAAAAUAAAUCAACCAUCUCAAGGUUAUUGUGUACCAAUUACAUUUAUCAUGCAAGAAGAUGUAGCAAUAAAAGGUUCAUCAAAUAAUCCUAUGUUUGAUUGUUGCAAUAAAGAAUCCCAGAAUGAACUUUGCUUUCAUCACUGGACACUCAAUGAUCAAGAAGUAUGGAAUAAAAUAUUUUAAAUGUAAUAGAAUGAGAAAGGUUACUUGAGAAUUUUAAUUGAAAACAUGAAAAAUAAUUAAGAAUAAAAAA